This is a messenger RNA of Maudiozyma saulgeensis, 4806 nucleotides long. The record is from the annotation of a GenBank genome assembly. NCBI's taxonomy places the organism in Eukaryota, Fungi, Ascomycota, Saccharomycetes, Saccharomycetales, Saccharomycetaceae.
AUGAGUGCGAGUAAUAGUAAUAACACUAAUAGUAAUGAGAAAUCAAAUUCUCCGAAUAAUGAAAUAAUGUCACCAUUCGAUGAUGUCUUUGAGUUCGGUUCAAAUGAUCCAUUUGCCUCUAAUGAUGAUCCAUCCCAACAACAACAAAAUAAUUCUAAUAUAAGAACUGGUAAUAGUAAGUCUGAAACGGAUAGAAAUUUAAGUAGUGGUAGUCCCCACGAAAAAGAUAGUAAUGAUGAUGAUGAUGAUAGUGAUCAUUCUUUCACAAAGACACCGAUGGUAGGAGGUGAUAUGAUGAAAUUUGAAUCUGUUGAAAUAUUUGAUAAUUUAGAUUCAAAAGAUGGUUCUACACAAGAUUUGAAUCAAUCAACAAAAGAUAAUGUUACAAGAAUGAGAUUCGCAACUUUAAGAGAUAAAAAUAAUAACACUACAAAAAAUCAUAGUAGUGUUAACCGUUCAGGUACAAUGAAAUGGGCACAACAAAAUAUUAAGAAAGCUUUUAAAGAUGAAAAAAAUAUCGAUGAAGCUGAAGAUGCCGCAAGGCGUAAUAGAUCAUCAGAACUUCGAUCAGUUUUUUUUAAUUUACCUUUACCUAAUGAAAUGAAAGAUGACGAGGGUAAACCAAUUAUGAAUUAUUCAAGAAAUAAAAUUAGAACAACAAAAUAUACACCAUUAUCAUUUUUCCCAAAAAAUAUUUUUAAUCAAUUCAAAAAUUUUGCAAACGUUUAUUUCUUAAUAUUAAUCAUUCUUGGUGCUUUUCAAAUUUUUGGUGUACCAAAUGCAGGUCUGGCGGCUGUGCCAUUAAUUGUUAUCAUUAUAUUAACUGCUAUCAAAGAUGGGUUUGAGGACUCAAGAAGAACUAUAUUAGACAUGGAAGUAAAUAAUACAAAGACACAUAUUUUAGAUGGUGUUGAGAAUGAAAAUGUUCCAUUUGAUCAUGUUUCAAUGUGGAGAAAAUUUAAAAAGGCAAAUACAAAAUUAAUGAUGAGGUUCUUUCAAUUUUUAAAUGAACGAUUCACAGCAACGGGUAAAGAUGCAAGAAAGGAAAGAAAAUUGAAUGAAAUGAGAUUGAAAAAAUCAGGUAGGGGCCUACCGAGAAAUUCAUUAGAAUCUUAUCAAAGUUAUAGACCAUCAGCAGAUUAUACGCGACCUUCUUACGAUAUGAUUCGUCCUUCAUUGGAUUAUGAUAAUAAUACUUUUAUAAAUAAUAAUAAUGGUGCUACUAUCGUUGAUCCAAAUUUACCAGUGAGACCAGAAUGCAAAUUCAAGAAAAAUUAUUGGAAAAAUGUACGUGUAGGUGAUAUCGUUCGUGUUCAUAAUAAUGAUGAAAUCCCUGCAGAUUUAAUUAUUCUAUCUACAUCUGAUAAUGAUGGUGGUUGUUAUGUGGAGACCAAAAAUUUAGAUGGUGAAACAAAUUUAAAAGUUCGUCAAUCUUUAAAAUGUAGUUCUAACAUUAAAACAUCUCGUGAUAUAACAAGAUCUAAAUUUUGGAUUGAAAGUGAAGGUCCUCAUUCUAAUUUAUACUUAUAUCAAGGUAAUUUAAAAUGGAUUGAUUCUGAUACAAAUUCAUAUCAUAACGAACCAAUUUCAAUUAAUAAUAUGUUACUACGUGGUUGUACUUUAAGAAAUACCAAAUGGGCAAUGGGUGUGGUUUUAUUUACAGGUGAUGAUACUAAGAUUAUGCUAAACUCUGGUGUAACACCAACUAAAAAAUCAAGAAUCUCAAGAGAAUUGAAUUUAUCUGUUUUAUUCAAUUUCGUAUUUUUAUUCUGUCUAUGUUUUGUUGCAGGUAUUAUCAAUGGUGUUUACUAUAGUAGGAAACCUGAAUCAAGAGAUUAUUUUGAAUUUGGUACCAUUGCAGGGAAACCAGCUACUAAUGGGUUUGUAUCCUUUUGGGUCGCACUUAUCCUGUACCAAUCUUUGGUUCCUAUCUCCUUAUAUAUCUCCAUUGAAAUUAUUAAGACAGCACAAGCAAUUUUUAUUUAUUUGGAUGUUAUGCUUUAUAAUACUAAGCUAGAUUAUCCAUGUACUCCUAAAUCGUGGAAUAUCUCCGAUGACUUGGGACAAAUUGAAUAUAUUUUCUCCGAUAAAACUGGUACUUUAACUCAAAAUGUAAUGGAAUUUAAAAAAUGUACAAUUAAUGGUGUAUCCUACGGUCGUGCAUAUACUGAAGCAUUAGCAGGUUUAAGAAAAAGACAAGGUAUCGAUGUCGAAGAAGAAGGUCAACGUGAACGUGAAGCCAUUCGUAUUGAUAGAGAAGAAAUGAUCGCCAAAUUAGAAUCGAUAUCCGAAAAUUCCCAGUUCGACCCAGAAUUACUGACAUUUGUAUCCAAAGAAUUUGCAAACGAUUUAGAUGGGACCAGUGGUGAUACUCAACAAAAAUGUUGCUCACAUUUUAUGCUAGCUUUAGCUUUAUGUCAUACCGUCCUUGUUGAGAAAAAUGAACAAGAUCCAAAUAAAUUGGAUCUUCAAGCUCAAUCACCGGAUGAAGCAGCUUUAGUUACAACAGCAAGGGAUGUUGGUUUUUCAUUAAUUGAUAACAAGAAAAAUAUUAUUAUAAUUGAGAUUCAAGGUGUACAAAAAGAAUUUGAAGUUUUGAAUAUUCUUGAAUUUAAUUCUAGCAGAAAGAGAAUGAGUUGUAUUAUCAAAUUACCGGCAAAAGAUGCUGAUUCUGAUCCAAGUGCACUUUUGAUUUGUAAAGGUGCAGAUUCAAUAAUAUAUUCAAGACUAGAUCCAGGCAAAAAUGAUGAAAAUUUAUUAGAAAAGACCGCGUUGCAUUUAGAACAAUAUGCCACUGAAGGUUUAAGAACAUUAUGUGUUGCACAGAGAGAAAUUAGUUGGACGGAAUAUCUUACCUGGAGUGAAAAAUACAAUGUUGCUGCAGAAGCUCUUGUUGAUAGAGAAGGUGAAUUAGAUAAAGUAUCUGAACUAAUUGAACGUGAUCUAAUAUUACUAGGUGGUACAGCCAUUGAGGACAAAUUACAAGAUGGUGUCCCAGAUUCUAUUGCACUAUUAGCUGAAGCUGGUAUUAAACUCUGGGUAUUGACUGGUGAUAAAGUCGAAACUGCUAUCAAUAUUGGAUUUUCUUGCAAUGUUUUAAACACAGACAUGGAAUUGUUGGUUAUCAAAGCUGAUGGUGAUGAUGUCAAAGACUUGGGCCAUGAUCCUGAAUCCAUUGUUUUGAAUCUAACGACCAAAUAUCUAAAUGAAAAAUUUGGAUUAUCGGGUACAGAAGAAGAUUUAGAACAUGCUAAGAAUGAUCAUUCAGUUCCGAAGAAUGAUUUUGCCGUAAUUAUUGAUGGUGAUGCAUUGAAGAUCGCUUUAACUGGUCCAGAAAUGAGACGUAACUUUUUAUUGUUAUGCAAGAAUUGUAAAGCGGUAUUAUGUUGUAGAGUUUCACCAUCUCAAAAAGCUGCUGUUGUUAAACUAGUUAAACAAUCUUUGGAUGUUAUGACUUUAGCUAUCGGUGACGGUUCUAAUGAUGUUGCAAUGAUUCAAUCUGCCGAUGUUGGUGUUGGUAUUGCGGGUGAAGAAGGUAGACAAGCUGUUAUGUGUUCUGAUUUUGCGAUUGGGCAAUUCCGUUACUUAACUAGAUUAUUACUAGUUCAUGGAAGAUGGUGUUACAAGAGAUUAGCUGAAAUGAUCCCUCAAUUUUUCUAUAAAAAUUUAAUCUUCACAAUGACUUUAUUUUGGUACGGUGUGCAUAACGACUUUGAUGGUUCAUAUUUAUUUGAAUUCACAUAUUUGACUUUUUACAAUUUAGCAUUUACAUCUGUUCCAGUGAUCCUAAUGGGUGUUCUUGAUCAGGAUGUCUCGGAUAAAAUUUCUAUGAUUGUUCCCGAGCUAUAUAGAUCUGGUAUCCUUCGUAAGGACUGGAAUCAAACAAAAUUUUUAUGGUAUAUGUUUGAUGGUUUAUAUCAGUCCGCUAUUUGUUAUUUCUUCCCAUAUCUAGUAUACCGUAGAAACAUGAUUGUUACAAAUAAUGGUUUAGGCUUAGACCAUCGUUUUUAUGUCGGUGUACCAGUGACUGGUAUCGCUGUUAUUUCCUGUAACAUGUAUAUUCUAAUGGGCCAAAAACGUUGGGAUUGGUUUACUGGGCUAUUUAUUAUUUUGUCGAUUGCAGUAUAUUUUGGGUGGACUGGUAUUUGGUCAAGUUCCUUAAACAGUUAUGAAUUUUUUAAAUCUGCAGACCGUGUUUACUCUACUCCAUCGUUUUGGGCUGUUCUAGUGAUUGGUAUUUUCUUCUGUAUCUUGCCAAGAUUCACCUUUAAUUCUGUUCAACAAAUGAUUAAUCCUACAGACGUCGAUAUUGUCAAGGAGAUGUGGGCCAAUGGUGCAUAUGAUGCAUAUCCCGAGAACUAUGAUCCAACUGAUCCAGAACAAAAGAAAAUCAAACGUGACGAUUUUAUGCCAAGUGAUAAUAUAUUCGAAGGUGAAUUCAAUGCUCAAGAUGCCGUAAGAGGAGAUUCUGGAAUGGAAUCAAGAGAUUCUGUUAUUGUAGAGGAGAUACCUAUGGAUUCAUACGAUAAGAAUGCUAUCGAUCAAGGUCAAGAUAUACGAUGGGUACCAUCUACAUCGUCUGCUGCGACCGGGCGUGCACCAAUGAAAUCAAUGGACUCUUGGAGAGAGGGCAGAAAUUCUAUGAAUCUAUCUCAUGUUAGAACUUCAUUAGAUAGAACCAGAGAGCACAUGCUAGCCUCAAACCAGCUGGACAAUAGAUACAGUGUCGAACGUGCGCGUGUAUCGUUAGAUCUACCGGGCUUAACACAAGCUGCCAAUUUAAUGAAAAAGAGCAGUAGAUCAUGA